AUGGCAUCCUCGGAACCCAAGCCCGAAGACACCCACCCUCCCGAGGACAAGAAAGCCUCCGCGCUGGGCGAGGAUGACGAGUUUGAAGACUUCCCCGUAGACGACUGGCCCGAGGAGCAGACAGAGGGGGCGCAAGCCAGCGAGACCAAGCAUCUCUGGGAAGAGAGCUGGGACGACGACGACACCACCGACGAUUUCUCCGCGCAGCUCAAGGAGGAACUGAAGAAGGUGGAGGCGUCCAAGAGGAAAUGA
Ustilaginoidea virens is the source of this 252-nucleotide messenger RNA. RefSeq lists its product as uncharacterized. The coding region runs from base 1 to 252 and encodes 83 amino acids. Gene Ontology annotation, cellular component: proteasome regulatory particle, lid subcomplex; proteasome complex. Lineage: Eukaryota; Fungi; Ascomycota; Sordariomycetes; Hypocreales; Clavicipitaceae. The transcript is spliced from 3 exons. Gene Ontology annotation, biological process: mRNA export from nucleus; proteasome assembly; double-strand break repair via homologous recombination. The record is from RefSeq and is a predicted model, not a curated record.